AUGUCGUCCACGCAAUUCUCGUACUCGAGCGCGCGGCUGCGGCGCGUGAAGUACCUCCAGUUCGGUGUCUUUAGCCCCGAAGAGAUCCGCGCGAUGUCAGUGACGAAACAGACCAAAGUCAACGACCGCAUCAUCCCCGACGGCAUCUCGCGGCCCGAAACGUACUUAAACGGACACCCCGUGAUCGGCGGCAUUGGCGACCCGCGCAUGGGCACGUGCGACUUUCGCGCGCGCUGUAAAACCUGCGACUGUACGUACAGCGGCAGUGGGGGCAAAGUGAACGACUGUCCAGGCCACUUUGGCCACAUUGAGCUGGCCCGUCCCAUGUUCCACAUGGGCUUUAUGAAAGAAGUGCUCAAGAUCCUGCGGUCGGUGUGUUUCCAUUGCUCGAAAGUGCUGAGCGACGAGCGCGACCACCGCUUCCGGUCGGCGAUGAAGAUCAAGAACGGCAAGCGCCGGCUCAAGGCCGUGUACGAGUUUUGCAGCAACAAGAGCAUGUGCGAGUACGGCGAAGAAGCGGAUAUGGAGAAGAUGCGCGAGGAUUUGAACAUUGGUCUGCAAGGCGGACUGGACGACAAGUCCAAGCCAAAGGAAGGCGGGCAUGGCGGCUGUGGUGGUCUCCAGCCAAAGUACCGCAAACAAGGCAUCAAACUGAUGGUCGAGUUUCCCGAACAGAUGGAAGACGUGCCGGGGUCGGGAGACCGCAAGCAGAACUUGCCGGCCGCGAAAGUGAUGUCGAUCUUCAAGAACAUCUCGGACCAAGACUGCUAUGCACUCGGGCUGGACCCGCGCUGGGCUCGUCCAGACUGGCUCGUGAUGACUUUGAUGCCUGUGCCGCCUCCGCACGUUCGUCCGUCUGUAGCGAUAGACGGCAUGGCGCGCGGUGAGGAUGACCUGACACACAACUUGGCCUCGAUCGUGAAGGCGAAUUUGGCGUUGCUGAAUUGUGUACGGAAGGGCGAGCCAUCUCACAUUAUCGAGCAGUUUGAGCAGCUGCUGCAGUUCCACUUGGCGACCUUCUUGAACAACGAACAACCGGGCCUUCCGCAAGCUCAGCAGCGGUCCGGCAAACCGCUGAAGACGCUGCGACAACGCUUGCGUGGUAAAGAAGGACGUAUUCGAGGUAAUUUGAUGGGCAAGCGUGUCGAUUUCUCGGCGCGUACGGUCAUUACCGCUGACCCGAACAUUGCGAUCGACCAAGUGGGCGUUCCCCGGUCAAUUGCAAUGAAUUUGACUGUACCGGAGCGCGUGACGCCGUUCAACAUGAAUUACAUGCACCAACUGAUUGCUAACGGUCCGCUGGAACAUCCAGGAGCUAAAUACAUCAUUCGCGAGGACGGUAAUCGUAUCGAUUUGCGAUACAUAAAGAACAAGUCGGAUCUCGCACUGAAGUGCGGUUGGAUCGUCGAGCGUCACCUUCGUGACGACGAUCUCGUGCUGUUCAAUCGUCAGCCUUCUUUGCACAAAAUGUCGAUCAUGUCGCACCGCGUGAAGGUGUUUGACUGGUCGACGUUUCGUCUAAACCUCUCCGUGACGUCUCCGUACAAUGCCGAUUUCGACGGUGAUGAGAUGAACUUGCACGUGCCUCAGUCCAUGACUGCACGUGCUGACGCGCAAGAGCUGAUGAUGGUGCACAAAGUGAUCAUCACACCCCAGAGCAACCGCCCUGUCAUGGGUAUUGUGCAAGAUUCGUUGCUGGGUGCGCAAAAGUUUACGAAGCGAGAUAUAUUUGUGAGCAAGGAUUGGGUAAUGAACAUGCUAAUGUGGGUGUCCAACUGGGACGGCAAGGUGCCAACACCGGCCAUUCUGGUGCCGAAGAAGGGCGAGUUGGGCAAGUACACUCCCAUCUGGACUGGCAAGCAGCUCUUUUCUACGAUUAUUCCGGCGGUGAACUUCACGGGGUUUUCGUCCACACACAAAAGCAGCGAGAAGUUUUCAGAGCUGUCACCAAUUGAUUCUCGCGUGAUCAUUCAGCAGGGCGAGCUGUUAGCAGGCAUCAUUGACAAGAAGAUUAUCGGUUCAUCAGCAGGUGGUUUGAUUCACAUCACGAUGCUUGAGAAGGGCCCUGAAGAAACGAAGCGCCUGCUCGGUGCCAUUCAGCAGCUCGUGAACUGCUGGCUGGCCGGUCGUAGUUUCACUGUUGGUGUGAGCGACACGAUUGCUGAUGUGUCUACGCUCAAGACCAUCGUCGAUAUCAUUACGCAAGCCAAGGUGCAGGUGCACGAUUUGGUCGUGCGUGGUCAAAAGGGGAAACUAGAGACUCAGCCUGGUCGAACAAUGGUCGAGUCGUUUGAAGGUCUGGUGAACAUCGUGCUGAACACUGCCCGUGACCAGGCCGGUCGCGAAGCGCAAGGUAGUCUAGAUGAGACGAACAACAUUAAGGCUACGGUGACGUCUGGUUCGAAGGGUUCGUUCAUCAACAUUUCGCAGAUUAUUGCCUGUGUGGGCCAGCAGAAUGUCGAGGGAAAGCGUAUUCCGUAUGGGUUCAACCACCGCACGUUGCCGCACUACGGGAAAGACGACUUGGGACCUGAGAGUCGUGGCUUCGUGGAGAACUCGUACCUGAAGGGUUUGACACCACAGGAGUUCUUUUUCCACGCCAUGGGUGGUCGCGAAGGUUUGAUUGAUACUGCUGUGAAGACUGCCGAGACCGGCUACAUCCAGCGGCGACUCGUGAAGGCAAUGGAGUCGGUUAUGACGAGAUACGAUGGCACAGUCCGUAACGCACAAGGCGAGAUUAUCCAGUUUCUGUACGGCGAGGACGGUAUGGACGCCGUGUGGGUCGAGAAGCAGCGUUUUGAGUCGCACAAAUUGAACAAGGUGCAGUUUGAGAAGAAGUACGUGUUUGAUCCGUCCGACGAGUACCUGGGUUGCAUGCCAAAUUGUCCCGAUCAGCUGUACCUGGAGCCCGAUAUCAUCAAGGACAUCCGCACGAACCAGCGGACACAGCAACUGUUGAGAGAAGAGCAGGUGCAGCUGCAGAAAGACCGCGUGAACCUCCGUGUCAUUCUGGCAAGUCGCGGUCAGGGACAGGAGUCGGACAACGCCGCUCAGAUUCCUGUGAACAUCCGCCGUCUAGUCGAGAACGCGCAGCAGUUGUUCAGUAUUGACGUACGGAAGCCGUCUAGCCUUCACCCGUCGCGUAUCAUUGAGGGUGUGAAGGACUUGUGCAAGAAGAUCAUAGUCGUGCAGGGUGAGGAUCAGCUGAGUGUUGAGGCCCAGGAGAACGCAACGCUGUUUUUCCAGAUUUUGCUGCGAUCGACGCUGGCGUCAAAGUGCGUCACACUCGAGCACCACCUGACCGAGACGGCGUUCGAAUGGCUGAUGGGCGAGAUCGAAUCCAAGUUCACGAGCGCGUUGGUGUCCGCCGGAGAGAUGGCAGGUGUCGUUGGUGCGCAGUCUAUCGGAGAGCCUGCAACGCAAAUGACCCUGAACACGUUCCACUACGCCGGUGUGUCCGCCAAGAACGUGACGCUCGGUGUGCCUCGCUUGAAAGAGAUUAUGAACAUUGCAAAGGUCGUGCGGACGCCGUCGCUACGCAUUUUUCUGACACCAGACUGCGCACACGAUGCGGACAAAGCCAAGUUUAUUCAGUCGCAACUAGAAUACACGACCUUGGCGGACGUGACGGCCAACACUUCGAUCUACUACGACCCGGACCCGAUGAAUACGGUGGUCGAGGAGGACCAGGAGUUUGUGGCUUCGUAUUACGAGAUGCCUGACGAAGACACCCCGAUCGCUCGCUCCCCGUGGCUUUUGCGCAUCGAGUUGAACCCGAAGAUGAUGGCGGACAAGAAGUUGACGAUGAGUGAAAUUGCUUCUCAAGUUGAAGCGGAGUACGGCCAAGACCUGAUGUGCAUCUUUACUGACGACAACGCUGAUCGCUUGGUGCUGCGCAUUCGCAUUAUGAGUGACGAAGAGGAGAAGCUACAACGGUCAGGCGAGACGGCAGUCGGACAGGAAGACGACACGUUUUUGAAGCGUGUAGAGCACAAUAUGCUGACGCAGAUGAAGUUGCGCGGCAUUGAGGGUGUGAAGAAGGUGUACAUUCGCGAAGGUCCGUCGACGCACUGGUUUGACGACGUCGGGUUCAAGAUGAUGAACGAGUGGAUGCUCGACACGGAUGGUACAAAUCUUCUCGAUGUAAUGUGUUACCCACAAGUGGACUCGACGCGGACGAUAUCGAAUGACAUUGUAGAAAUCAUCCAGGUGCUGGGCAUCGAGGCUGUUCGCCGAGCACUGUUGAACGAGAUUCGGCAAGUGAUUUCCUUCGAUGGCGCGUACGUCAACUACCGGCAUUUGGCUUGUCUGUGUGAUGUGAUGACUUUCCGUGGUCACCUCAUGGCCAUUACCCGUCAUGGUAUCAACCGCGAUGACUCGGGUCCGCUCGUCCGCUGUUCGUUUGAGGAGACGGUGGAAAUCCUGAUGGAUGCCGCAAUGUUUUCGGAGGGAGACCCGCUGACGGGUGUAUCGGAGAAUGUGAUGCUCGGACAGCUGGCGCCGCUCGGUACGGGUAUCAUGGAUUUGGUGCUCGAUGCGAAGAAGCUUGCGAACGCGAUCGAGUACGAGGCAUCGGAGAUCCAGCAGGUGAUGCAGGGUCUGGACAACGAAUGGAGAAGCCCCGACCAGGGCCCGGGCACACCCAUGGCGACCCCGUUCGCAUCGACGCCCGGUUUCUCAGCGUCGUCUCCAUUCAGCCCCGGUGGUGGAUCGUUUUCACCAGCAGCUGGUGCGUUUUCGCCCAUGGCAAGCCCAGCGUCUCCUGGCUUUAUGGUGGGCUCACCAGCACACAGUCCUGCGUCCCCGCUGAACCCGGCGUCUCCUGCUUACAGCCCGAUGUCUCCGGCUUACAGCCCAACGUCUCCAGCGUAUAGUCCGACCAGUCCAGCGUACAGCCCGACAUCGCCGGCGUACUCGCCGACGUCCCCGGCGUACAGUCCGACAUCACCAGCGUAUUCCCCGACAUCGCCGGCGUAUAGUCCGACAUCACCAGCCUACAGUCCGACGUCCCCGGCAUACAGUCCGACGUCCCCAGCGUACAGUCCGACGUCGCCUGCAUACAGCCCGACGUCCCCAGCGUACAGCCCGACGUCGCCCGCGUACUCGCCGACGUCGCCUGCGUACAGCCCGACGUCGCCAGCGUACAGCCCGACUUCACCGGCGUACAGCCCGACGUCGCCUGCGUACAGUCCGACCAGUCCAGCUUACAGCCCGACCUCCCCGGCUUACACUCCGGCGUAUUCGCCGACAUCGCCAGCGUACAGCCCCACGUCACCGGCCUACUCGCCGACGUCCCCGGCGUACUCGCCGACGUCGCCCGCGUACUCGCCGACAUCGCCCGCGUACUCGCCGACAUCGCCCGCGUACUCGCCGACAUCGCCCGCGUACAGUCCGACAUCGCCGGCGUACUCGCCGACGUCUCCCGCGUACAGUCCGACGUCGCCGAGCUACAGUCCCGCGUCUCCAGAGUACAAUCCGAUGGAAGGCUACAACCCGACCGCAAGUGGCUACAGCCCGACCGAUGGUGACGAGAAGAGGGACGGAGACGACGCGUAG
Messenger RNA from Hyaloperonospora brassicae, 5556 nucleotides. The record is from the annotation of a GenBank genome assembly. NCBI's taxonomy places the organism in Eukaryota, Oomycota, Peronosporomycetes, Peronosporales, Peronosporaceae.